AUGUCUGAAGAAGCUCUUAUUAUUGUGGACGUUCAAAACGAUUACUUUCCCGAUGGAAACCUUCCUACCUGCAGCCCAAUUGAAACUGCACAAGCCUGUGCCCAAUUGAUCAAGAAAUUCCGACAAGAAGGAAAAGAAGUUAUCUUUGUCAAGCAUAUCAUCAAAGACUCUCAAGAAAAGGAUUAUCCAUUUCUCAUCAAGAACACGCACGGUUCUGAAAUUCAUGACAUUGUCAAGCCUUUGCCCACCGAAAAAAUUGUAGUGAAACAGGAAGUUAGCAGUUUCGUUGGCACUGAUCUGAAGCAACACUUGCUUAGUAAAGGUGUGAAGAAAUUGGUGGUGGUGGGUAUGAUGAUUCAUAACUGCGUUAAUGCUACCGUAUAUUCUGGC
Molecule: messenger RNA, 390 nt
Organism: Mucor mucedo
Lineage: Eukaryota; Fungi; Mucoromycota; Mucoromycetes; Mucorales; Mucoraceae
Product: Isochorismatase-like protein
Exons: 1
Source: RefSeq, a predicted model, not a curated record